GCCAUUGUCGGCUGUAAGGGGAAGACAGACGGAGGGGGUUAGUGGGAAUAUUUGUUUUUAUUGCCGGGGGUUCUUCUUUUUUUAAACAAAAAAAAAAACUAAAGAAAUAAAACACUUUUUGUGUUUUGAGUUGGUGUGACCUGCUCCUCAUUUCUUCGGCAACCAUGGCGUGUGGAGCUACAUUAAAGCGGUCGAUGGAGUUCGAGGCCUUGCUCAGCCCCCAGUCCCCGAAGCGACGGAGGUGCAACCCGCUGCCGGGCAGCCCGGCCACUCCGUCCCCGCAGAGGUGCAACCUCCGGGCGGCUACGGACAGCCCGCAGCACUCGAUACCGCCUCAGCCGAUGGGAGGAGAGCACAGGCUUACCCCAGAACAGAUCUUUCAGAACAUCAAGCAGGAGUACAACCGCUACCAGAGGAGACGUCAGCUGGAAGUCGCUUUCAACCAGAGCGAGGGCUGCAGCUCCAGUGACGGGCCGUCCCACGCCACGGUCCUCCCCGCGCCCAGCUCGCCCCCAGGUGCCUCCUCAGUAAAGAAGGACCAGCCCUCAUUCACACUGCGACAGGUCAGCUUCCUCUGCGAACGCCUUCUCAAAGACCAUGAGGAGAAGAUUCGUGAAGAGUACGAACAGAUCUUAAACUCCAAACUUGCAGAACAAUAUGAAUCUUUUGUGAAAUUUACACAAGAUCAGAUAAUGCGGCGAUAUGGGGCAAGGCCAGCAAGUUAUGUCUCUUGAAGAACUCUGUCAAUCAGUAGGUACCAGCUUUCACCUCAAGAUGGCUGCUGUACUUUUUUUUAAAUUUCUUUUUACAUUUUUCCAAACUGUUUGGUGCCAUGGUUUAUCCACGUUUUAAUCCCUGGAAGAAUUACUUCACAACUUUUUUUUUCUGCUGGCCCACAUUAAGAAAAAGGAAAUCGUUCUUGAUUUACUCUUUGAUUUUUUUUUUGUACAAUUCCCCAACGCUGAAGCUCUGCUCCUGUGACCGUUCUGUAUUACCCGUCAAACUUCUCCAUGGUUUUUGCUGCAGCAGCUAAGAAAACCCUGCCUUUUUUUGUACGUGGUCCUUGAAACGUGGAUUUUUUUUUCAAAUAAACUUCUGCGAUAGUCACUUUUUAUGUAGAUAAUUCAUUUUUGGAUUCUGUAUUUUAGUGCACUACAGUUGUUUGUACAGUUUUCUUUUCAUUGUCCCAGGAUGCAGAAUACUAUAUAUCAAGACAAUUGAAGUUCUUCAACUGAAUGAUUGUUUUAAUGCUGUAGAAUACCUAACUGAACUCUAUGGAAUAAGCAUACCAGGGUUUAGUGCUUGCUAUAGGUAAAAACUGAUCCAUGACCAUUAGGCCCACCUGUUUUUCUGAAGCCACUCCAGGAACAGUCAGCACGUUAUGCCUAUGGAGUGUUUUACGUGUUACCAUUAACUGCAGAAUAUCAGUGGCAAAGUAAGACUGUUGAUUGUCUUGAACUUGCAUAUAAACCCUUUAAUACCAUGCUAUAUACUGUACAAGAAAACCAAAAAUGAGUAAAACCGGCAUGAUUUUAAAGCAUUGUCCAUUGUACAGGGGUACUGCAGGUUGAAUGGGCUGUUAUUAAAGGGACAAUUUGAAUGUACCCACUAGGAGUGUGUGAUGAAACUGCAUGACUUGGCAAGGUGGAAAUGACUGGCUCUAGAAAAACACAUUUGUACAGGUUUUUUUUUAAGCUUCUCGCAGGGAAUCGUGUAAUUAUGACAACGAAACUUGACAGACCUAAAUAUAAAACAGCUGUGAACCCAGUCAUCUGGAUGUUUGUAUAGUUUUUUUGUUACUUUGAUUUUCUUUACAUUUUACAUAUUAAUUGAAUGUCAUUUCUACUUAGAUAUAGGUUAGAAUGUAUCAGCACAGAUCAAUUAAAAAAAAAAGCACAACCUGCUUUUUUUUGGAAGAGUACAUGCCAGCAGCAUGAGUUUUCCUUAAGCAGUGGGUCAUAGCCUCACUGGUUUAGAGAAAGUGGUUGGACUUCAUCAUAAUGUUGAAUGUAUGCAAGAAACUAACUUGUACACUUCAAUUAAAACAUUAUGAGCUGUUUUAUAUCUGAGCCAGCAUUGGAGGAACGUUUCAAGUUAAGAUAAAAAAAGCCCUAGUUAAGGAUAACUAAAAGAGACAGGUUAUGAGAUAUUUGCCACAGAGCAAGGAACUGUUAGAGGACCACAUUGUCAUAGCAAUGCCUUCUGUCUGAAUGAUGCAGUAUUUUUCUUUUUUUUUUACUUAACUGACUUGUUUGAAUUGUCUCUGUAUGUAUAUAUACUUUAAAGCAUAUGUAAGUGGAGGAAAGUUGUCAUUUUGUAGGACUGCCAUUGCAUUUUUUGUAAAGCAGUUUCUUUGAUUGACAAAAGUGAUACAUGCUUACCAAUGAAUUGUUUUAGAGGACACCUUACCAAAAAAAAAACAGCAACAUUUUCUCUUUGUACAGAUCUUUCUUUUAUUGUGUAGUGUUAACAGGAUUAGUUGAAAAGAAAUAAAUUGAUUGAAAACAAAA
Messenger RNA from Lepisosteus oculatus (spotted gar), 2510 nucleotides. It is a transcript of the gene akirin1, whose product is annotated as akirin 1. Gene Ontology annotation, cellular component: chromatin; nucleus. Gene Ontology annotation, biological process: positive regulation of macrophage chemotaxis; positive regulation of transcription by RNA polymerase II; positive regulation of lamellipodium assembly. NCBI's taxonomy places the organism in Eukaryota, Metazoa, Chordata, Actinopteri, Semionotiformes, Lepisosteidae. Gene Ontology annotation, molecular function: transcription coregulator activity. The record is from RefSeq and is a predicted model, not a curated record.